UUUUAGAUAAAUUAUUUUUGACUUUAAAAAUGAUGAAUGCAUUUAAAUUACAAAAGAAAUUUUGUAAUUUUUUAUUCCUUCCAAAUAUUACUCGAUCUUUCUCAAUUCAGCCUGCUGAAGUUAAAAAUUUAGAUAGUUUAAUUAAAAUGAGAAAAGAAACUGGCUAUAGUUAUGCUAAAUGUCGAAAAGCUUUGGCUAAAUUUGGGGAACAAAAUUAUAGUGAAGCACUUCGUUGGAUAAAAGAAGUAGCUGUUAAAGAAGGAUGGGAAAAAGCGGCAAAGUUAAGUGAUAGAAAUGCUUCACAGGGAUUAUGUGCUUUAAUUACUGGAAAAAAUAUUGCAGCAUUAAUUGAAUUAAAUUGUGAGACUGACUUUGUUGCAAAAAAUGAUGAAUUUCGGGGAUUGGCCCAGCAACUUACUACUGCUCUUUUUAAGCAUGCCGAGAAUGCUUUAAAUUCAAAAUCUGAUUACAAAACUAAUUUCAAUGGAGAACUAAAUUCCUUGGAUGUUUCAACAAAUGAAAUAAAACUUCCCAAUGGUCACUCUUUUGAAGAAUUAAUUGUAUCUUCUAUUGGAAAAUUGGGAGAAAAAAUAUCUUUAAAUUGUGCCAAAAUAUUUUAUACUUCGCCUGAAUUUAAUAUUUUUGGACAUUCACAUCCAAAUGAGAAAUUUGGUAAUGUUGAAAUGGGAAGAUUUGUUUCAAUUGUAUCGAUGAAAAGAAGGGAAGAAAAUUCGGGAUUUCCGAUUGAAAAAUUGGGUCGUCAAAUUUGUCAUCAUAUUAUUGGAAUGGUGCCGGAAACAUUGGGAGAACCAAAUGAAAAUAAAGAAAUUAAUGAAGUAAAAGAAAUUUCAGAGAAUGAGGAAAAGAUGGAUGAUGAUGAGAGUGGUGAUUCUUCUGAAAAUACAACCAAAAUUGAUGAAAAUGAAUCUCAAUUGAUGCGGCAGGCUUUUAUGCUUAAUCCUCGCCAAACAGUUUUUGAAUAUCUUGACUAUCAUGGGGCAGACGUUAAAGAUUUUUUGCGUUUAGAAUUGGGGCAAUCGAAUGAAUAA
This is a messenger RNA of Meloidogyne enterolobii, 1049 nucleotides long. NCBI's taxonomy places the organism in Eukaryota, Metazoa, Nematoda, Chromadorea, Rhabditida, Meloidogynidae. The record is from the annotation of a GenBank genome assembly.